CGCUCUGUGGAGCGCCGCUUAAGGAACGGAAGAAGCUUAGCAAUGGACUGGAACUCUGCUUGCUAACCUGCUACAGCCUUGUUUUCAAGUAAACAAUCCUGAAGGAUGUGAUUUUAAUGUUUUACUUUUUAGGCAGUCUACUUAGCGCUCACAAUGGCGCAGCCUGCGGAGGAAGCGUAUUAUCGCUUUGUGGUGCUGUUCUUCAACUGCCUGCUGACAUUCGGCUCCUACUUCUGCUUUGACAUCCCCAGUGUUUUACAGGAUCAAUUUCAAGGGAACCUGACAUGUCCCAACACCACCGUGAUCAAUGGGACGGUGGACUGUGUGCAGGGACUCGGGAUGAGUCCUCAGCAGUACAAUCUUCUUUAUGCAAUAUACGCUUGGACGAAUGCAGCAGUGGUCGGCCUUUCUGGUUUCCUCAUUGAUAAGUUAGGAAAUUGCUUCGGAGUGUUUCUCUUCUCUUUUCUGUGUGUUUUGGGCUCGUCGCUCUUUGCUCUGGGGUCCCACUUCAAAGGAACUCCCUACCUGCUGCCGCUCAUGCUCACAGGCCGACUGCUGUUUGGAUCAGGGAACGGAUCUCUGACCAUCGUUCAGAAUCGCAUCACAGCGUUCUGGUUCAAAGGGAAGGAGCUGGCGUUGGCUUUUGGAGUGAUGCUUGCAUUCUCACGCCUGGGUUCAGUCCUGAACUUUUUCUUCACUCAGAAGUUUGAGGAAAAAUAUGGCAUGCAGUGGACCCUCUGGGGUGGUGCUCUGUUGUGUGUACUGGGCUUCACAUCGGCCAUUAUUGUCAGCAUGUUGGACAAGAUUGGAAUGAAGCAGCUCGGUCUUGAUGGUACCAUCCAAGAGGAAUCCCGCAAAGUGAGGAUCCAGGAUGUGAAGAUCCUCUCAUUGAGAUAUUGGCUGUUGGUUCUCACCAUCAUGUUCUUCUACAAUGCCAUCUUCCCGUUCGUUGCAGAUGCCAGUAAAUUUAUUCAGGAUAAGUACAGCGGCUACAGUCAGAAGGAGGCUGCAUAUAUCGCUGGGGCUGUUUACGACAGCUCAUUGAUCCUCUCAGCCAGCGUGGGCAUUCUUAUCGAUUAUGUUGGUCUUCGGGGCCUUUUUAUUUCGGCCUGCGCCACAUUCACGCUGCCUGUGUUUGGACUCCUCGCCUUCACAUUUGUCCCUCCUCUUGUCUCCACCAUUUGGCUCGGGAUCACCUACUCCAUUGCUGCUGUGAGUAUGUGGCCAUCCAUCCCUCUGGUGGUUCCUCAGGCGACUCUAGGAACAGCCCUGGGUCUGGCCAGCUCCAUACACAUGUUUGGGGUUGGGGUGUCCAAUCUGGUUGUCGGGCAGAUACUGGGCACUAAAUCCAGUGAGACUAAAAUCCCGUUGUGGCGUUGGCAGAGGAUGAUGAUCUUCAUGUUGGCCAACACCAUCAGCUGCAUUGUUUUCUCAGUGCUGCUGAAUGUUGUCGACCACAGACAGGGCGGGACCCUGAACAAGACAAGUAAAAGGUCACAGCCAGCAGGGACAGGCUCAGACAGAGAGCCACUUAACCAGGGAGAAGAAGGGCAUGAGGAUGAGGAAGGAGUCCGAACUCAUUCUAUAAACUCCUAAAGUUUUUCUUCAAGUGUCAGCAUUUCUGUGUUGUUCUUUUUAUAUUUUCAUGUACUUUUUUUUAAAGUAAUAAUAUUAAAUACCUCAC
Molecule: messenger RNA, 1684 nt
Organism: Cheilinus undulatus (humphead wrasse)
Lineage: Eukaryota; Metazoa; Chordata; Actinopteri; Labriformes; Labridae
Product: major facilitator superfamily domain-containing protein 1-like
Exons: 13
Coding region: 154-1596 (480 amino acids)
Biological process (GO): transmembrane transport
Molecular function (GO): transmembrane transporter activity
Source: RefSeq, a predicted model, not a curated record